Molecule: messenger RNA, 728 nt
Organism: Antrostomus carolinensis (chuck-will's-widow)
Lineage: Eukaryota; Metazoa; Chordata; Aves; Caprimulgiformes; Caprimulgidae
Product: glutathione S-transferase 3
Exons: 6
Coding region: 31-699 (222 amino acids)
Biological process (GO): glutathione metabolic process
Molecular function (GO): glutathione transferase activity
Source: RefSeq, a predicted model, not a curated record
CAUUUUUCAGGGAACCAGGAGCUCAAAAGCAUGUCGGGGAAGCCCAGGCUUACCUACCUUAAUGGAAGGGGGCGAAUGGAGCCCGUACGAUGGCUGUUGGCAGCAGCUGGCGUGGAGUUUGAAGAAAUUUUUUUGGAAACAAGGGAGCAGUAUGAAAAGUUAAUCAAAGAUGGAGUCCUGAUGUUCCAGCAAGUGCCCCUGGUUGAGAUUGAUGGGAUGAAGAUGGUGCAGACCAGAGCCAUCCUCAGCUACAUAGCAGGGAAAUACAAUCUCUACGGGAAAGACCUGAAGGAGAGAGCCCUGAUUGACAUGUACGUGGAAGGAAUAGCAGAUCUGAUGCAAAUGAUUUUGAUGUUUCCUUUCUCUCCACCUGAGGCAAAGGAGAAAAAUCUUGACUCAAUUAAGGAGAGGGCAACUAAUAGGUACUUCCCAGUCUUUGAAAAGGUUUUGAAACAACAUGGCCAAGACUUUCUCGUGGGCAACAAAUUCAGCUGGGCAGAUGUGCAGCUGAUUGAAGCCAUUUUAGCAGUGGAGGAGAAAAUACCUGCUGUGCUGUCGGGGUUUCCUCAGUUACAGGCUUUUAAAGUAAGAAUGAGCAAUAUGCCUACAAUUAAGAAGUUCCUGCAGCCUGGCAGCCCAAGGAAACCCCCACCAGAUGAACGUUAUAUAGAAACUGUGAUGAAGAUUUUUAAGAUAUGAAUGCCUUGCUACCUUCAGCGAGACCCAAA